Messenger RNA from Knipowitschia caucasica, 1017 nucleotides. NCBI's taxonomy places the organism in Eukaryota, Metazoa, Chordata, Actinopteri, Gobiiformes, Gobiidae. The record is from the annotation of a GenBank genome assembly.
AUGACUUACGAAUUCGGGCGUGAGAGUGGUUUUAUCAACAGCCAGCCAUCGCUCGCCGAGUGCCUGACUCUCACUAACCUUGUCUGUGAUGCGUUUCAACAUUCAUCAAUCAAGAGCACGGCGCCUCCACUCUCAGCUCUCCUUCCUCCUCCUUUUGAGCACAGCAUCCCGAGCCUCCACCCGGAACAUCCACGCCACGGCCCCGGGAGGGUCCACAAACAGCCCGACAGGAGAGUCUGCGCGGGUGCGCGGCAGGCAGCGUGUCCACUGAAGGAGUACCCGUGGAUGAAGGAGAAGAAAAGCAUCAAGAGGAGCCAGCUUUCCACUGAGUCGUCACCGCUCUACUGCUCACCCCAAGGAUCACCAGAGGCGGAGGAUGGCGGGGGAAGCACCGCCACAUCCCGGAGGCUGAGGACCGCGUACACCAACACGCAGCUGCUGGAGCUGGAGAAGGAGUUCCACUUUAACAAAUACCUCUGCAGACCCAGGCGCGUGGAGGUCGCGAACUCCUUGGACCUGACGGAGAAACAGGUGAAGGUCUGGUUCCAGAACCGCCGCAUGAAGCACAAGAGACAGACGCACAGCAAAGAGAACCGAGACAGCGACGGCAAGUACGCGGGAGGGGAGGAGGAAGAGGAGGAAGAGGAGGAAGAGGACGGGGACUCGGACCAAACUGACGACGGAGAAAGUGCGCAGUAUUUCCCACAGACUCCCGGGGACAGCACGGAGCAGAGCGCACACAGCGGAGGCCACAGCCCUGCGGUCUCCCUGCAGAACAGUCAUGACAAACACGCAGCGCCUGCUGCUCCAAUGUGCGCCUCCACAAUAGGCGCAAACAAUGUGCAACAUUCUGCCGCACAGACCGCUGCGCAGGACUGCGGCGCGCUCUCCCCGUGCGCGUCCUUCUCACCCUCUCUGUCAGAUUCUUUACAAAGUCCACUGACUUUUUUAAGCGACACAUUUGACCUUUUCUCAGAAACUCUCACAACUAUUGAUCUACAAAACCUGAGCUACUGA